AUGUAUACUCCAGAUCCCGGCCUAGCAAUCGCCAUUCCUCUUCCUCUUCAAGACAUCGUUCUCCCUCUAUGGACAGAGGUGCUUGAAAAUGCCAAAUGUGAGCUAGUUGUUUGUUUGGAAGCCCAGAUCCUGGAUCUAAACAAUAAACUGUCAACACUGCAGAGCAUAAACAACAUGGAAAGGAGUCUGGAUCUGACACAUCAGGUUCUGGUGGAGAGUGGUAUAGAGGAGAAGGGGAGAGUGGAGGAGCAGGAUCUUGAGGAUGUUGGGGAUAUUAGUUCAGGGGUGCCAUUGCUGGAGCAAGACGCUUCCACGAUCCGCAGGGGGAGUGACUGCUACAAAUGUUAUCUACUUGCUGUUAUGGCCUUUGAUCGAGAUCUAGCAAUCAACAAUCCUCUACGAUAUAGUUCAUUUAUGACUCCUAAUGUUUGUAUACAGCUGUCUGUUCUUCCAUGGGUCAGUGGCUUCACUCUUGGUUUAAUUCCAAUCAUCUUUACCUCCAGUUUGGAAUUUUGCAGAUCCAAUGAAGUCAAUCAUUUCGUCUGUGACCUGUCUGCUUUGCUGAGCUUGUCAUGUUCUAAUACAUUUUGGAGCAAUGUGGUCACCAGCAUAAUCACUGUUUUUGCUGGGCUAAUCCCAUUUUCUGCUAUCAUGCUAAUUUAUAUUCAUAUUAUAUUAACUAUCUCAAAAAUCAAGUGCCCUGAGGGAAAGAAGAAAGCCUUCUCCACAUGCUCAUCUCAUCUUACUGUAACUAGUUUGUUCUUUGGAACGGUAAUAAUCAUGUAUAUCCGGCCACGAUUUACUGAAUAUGACAAAUUUAUUGCUCUCAUAUACACAGUCGUCAUACCAUUCUUGAAUCCUUUUAUAUAUACACUGAGAAAUAAAGAUGUUAAGGUAGCUUUGAUGAAAGCAAAAUUUUGA
Messenger RNA from Nanorana parkeri, 921 nucleotides. Its product is annotated as olfactory receptor 5V1-like. The record is from RefSeq and is a predicted model, not a curated record. The transcript is spliced from 4 exons. Gene Ontology annotation, biological process: G protein-coupled receptor signaling pathway. Gene Ontology annotation, cellular component: membrane. NCBI's taxonomy places the organism in Eukaryota, Metazoa, Chordata, Amphibia, Anura, Dicroglossidae. The coding region runs from base 1 to 921 and encodes 306 amino acids. Gene Ontology annotation, molecular function: olfactory receptor activity.